Charadrius vociferus (killdeer) is the source of this 1479-nucleotide messenger RNA. RefSeq names its product DnaJ (Hsp40) homolog, subfamily A, member 1 (gene DNAJA1). The coding region runs from base 118 to 1059 and encodes 313 amino acids. Lineage: Eukaryota; Metazoa; Chordata; Aves; Charadriiformes; Charadriidae. Gene Ontology annotation, biological process: protein refolding. The record is from RefSeq and is a predicted model, not a curated record. The transcript is spliced from 7 exons. Gene Ontology annotation, molecular function: Hsp70 protein binding. Gene Ontology annotation, cellular component: cytoplasm; cytosol.
AAGCAGAUUUCCCAAGCUUAUGAAGUACUGUCGGACCCAAAGAAGAGGGACCUGUAUGACAAAGGAGGCGAGCAGGCCAUCAAAGAGGGUGGCUCCGGUGGUGGCUUCGGGUCACCCAUGGAUAUAUUCGAUAUGUUCUUUGGCGGUGGUGGGAGGAUGCAGAGAGAGAGACGAGGCAAAAAUGUGGUCCAUCAGUUGUCAGUAAGUUUAGAAGAUAUGUACAAUGGUGCAACAAGGAAACUUGCACUGCAGAAGAAUGUUAUCUGUGACAAAUGUGAAGGUCGCGGUGGUAAGAAAGGUGCAGUAGAAUGCUGUCCUAAUUGCAGAGGAACAGGCAUGCAGAUCAGAAUUCACCAGAUUGGGCCAGGAAUGGUGCAACAAAUCCAGUCUGUGUGUAUGGAGUGUCAGGGGCAUGGGGAGCGUAUCAGCCCCAAGGACCGGUGUAAGAGCUGCACUGGCAGAAAAAUUGUUAGAGAGAAGAAGAUACUAGAAGUUCACAUUGACAAAGGAAUGAAGGAUGGUCAGAAAAUAACAUUCCAUGGUGAAGGGGACCAAGAGCCAGGACUAGAGCCAGGGGAUAUUAUUAUUGUCUUGGAUCAAAAAGACCACUCUGUAUUUACAAGACGAGAUGAAGACCUUCUAAUGUCUAUGGAUAUUCAACUGGUUGAAGCACUAUGUGGCUUUCAAAAGCCUAUUACAACGCUGGAUAAUAGAACUAUUAUUAUUACCUCCCAUCCUGGCCAGGUUGUCAAGCAUGGGGCUAUUAAGUGUGUGUUGAAUGAAGGUAUGCCAAUUUAUCGCAGACCGUAUGAAAAAGGACGUCUCAUCAUAGAGUUCAGGGUGAACUUCCCAGAGAACGGCUUCCUCUCCUCAGAUAAGCUGUCAUUACUUGAAAAACUGCUACCUACAAGGCAGGAAAUAGAAGAAACUGAGGAAAUGGAGCAAGUGGAUUUAGUGGACUUUGAUCCAUCUCAAAAAAGAAAACACCACUAUAAUGGAGAAGUCUAUGAAGAUGAUGAGCAUCACCCUAGAGGUGGUGUUCAAUGUCAGACAUCGUAAAUGGGCCAGUGAAUAACUUGUGAUGCUUGUUUUGUAUGCAUUAGUGGAUGAGUGAAGGACUACAAGCAGUUUGCCCUCACUUCUCGCUAUUUGUUGUUUUAUCCAGCCAUAGUUGUUUCUAAAAGCAUAAAUAAACUAAGUAAUUAAACUGACUUUGCAAUUUGUAUACAGCUCCAGGAUGCAAGCUCAAAUGAAGUUGAUUGCACUUCACCCCUGCCUCUUGGUCAAGAAAACUCUUACCUGCUUGUCUUUUAUUCCAAGCCUUGUAAUUCCUGUAUGUGUGCAAUUGCCCAGGCUUAAACUAAGAUUCUGUGGUGGUCUUUUUAGGAAUUCUAGAUCUUAUACUCUGUUUAAUAAAGUAUGCACAAGUACUUAUAAUUCAUGGUAAGAUAUAGUUAAGUUUUGUACCAGUUAGGAUAA